Molecule: messenger RNA, 5457 nt
Organism: Eleginops maclovinus (Patagonian blennie)
Lineage: Eukaryota; Metazoa; Chordata; Actinopteri; Perciformes; Eleginopidae
Product: artemin
Exons: 4
Coding region: 1-804 (267 amino acids)
Biological process (GO): peripheral nervous system development
Molecular function (GO): growth factor activity; receptor tyrosine kinase binding; glial cell-derived neurotrophic factor receptor binding
Source: RefSeq, a predicted model, not a curated record
AUGGCCCGGGAUCUAGCCAAGGAGGCAGCACAGAGGUCCGCAGAGAACAGCCGCUGUGUGUGGAUUAUUGUUGUAAAUAUUAUUCCAGCAGCGGGACGCCAGCAGGAGCUCUACACACUCUCCUCCAUGAUCGGGAGGGCGAGCAAACUCGGCAAAGAUGGAAAAACCUGGUGGAGGCAGGACGUAUCGUCUCCCCAGCAUCACCUAAAGAACUGGAAGAUGAUGCUGUGGGUGCUGGCAUCAUUGCUCACUCUGGUGGAAGAUGUGUUUUCUGAGGAGGACAAUAAAGAGGCUCCAUCAGACCUCCAGCGUGUCCUCAGAAUCCCCUCUUUGUCUCCUGCUGGGGAUCAGGACCGGGGCAGCAGGGGCCACAUAUCCUGGCCAGGGGCCCUUGAUGAGUGGUCACUAAUGCAAGAUGGGGAAAUCCAUCAAAGCAGAUGGCGGCGAGCCUACCGUGACCCAGAUUUGCCCAGAACAUCGAGGAGAAACCGCAAAAAGACCAAGAGCAGUCAUGACUGCCAUCUGGAGAGGAAGGAGAUGCGGGUGCGAGACCUGGGUCUUGGCUACGACUCGGACGAAAUAAUCCUCUUUAAGUACUGUGUUGGGACAUGCCACAGCUCUCGCAAGAACUAUGAUCUGGCCCUAAAGGCUUUGAUGGAAAAUGGGAGCAUCUCCGGGAAGAAGGUUAGCAGUCACCCUUGCUGUCGGCCGACCCGGUAUGAGACCGUGUCCUUUAUGGAUGAACAGACUACCUGGCAGACCAUCAGGUGGCUCUCCGCGGCCAACUGCAGCUGUUUUAGCUGAUAGUAAGGAAGAUACUGUAUAUCACAAGCACAGAAAAGCUUUGUUAAGCUAAAGGGCAGCAUGCUGUAAGGACUGGUGUGUGAAGUGGGUGACCGAACCCUGAUUCAGUUUGGGCAUGCGAUUGGAUCCUCAAGGCAGCGGCCAUGGUCUUCGCUCCAUGAAUAGCACCAGCAGGCUAACUGGAUGUUUGCCACAAGCCUGGGGCUUAGCAGGGUUUGUUUUAAUGCCACUAGCAAGAAGCAGAGGAGGAAACUAUCAGUACUGUUCCGGUCCAUAAUGGACUAUAUGUUGUUUCCUUUACCUAGGCUAUUGAAGGCUUAUUGCAGCCAUGUCUGAGGUCUUUAGCUCUUAGAAGCUAACCAAAUCUAAAAAAAAAAGCUCACCGGCUAGGAAGCUAACACAUUAGCUGGUCCUCAUGUAGCCGCUAGUGUUAGUUGACGCUAACUGCAUACAGGCAUUUGUGGCUGAUACAUAUUCCAGCAGUUAUGAAGGGCAACAUUUUUCUUAAAGUGUUCACAAGAUUCAUUUCAGCAAAUUAAAUAACACAUUUCAAACUUUAUUAUUUAAUUUAUGUUGAAUAUGAUAAAACUACAUCCCCUUCAUUUCCCCUGCUGCUAGGGCUUGAAAAAAAACGAGUUCUCCAUAAGCUGCUGCAAUAAAACAAUCCAAUGGCUGCCCAACCUGAAAUAUAAUUGGAACAAGUUUCCUUUAUAGUGAAUUGAACUAAAUUAAUAUUAAAAUACAUUUUAAGAUGAAUAUGUGUUUUAGAUUUACAUAUGGUUUUAUUCAUCAGCUUCAAAGGUCUGCAUGGUGAGACUUUUUAAUACUGACAUGUUAUUGUGCAAGAUAACCAAACCAAAACCUUUCAUUUGUUCAGGUCAAAGUAAUCAAUGUAUCUAAAAGACAUGUUUGCCUUUCCAUUGGCUCUACUCUAUCAAUCGACUCUACAGCAUUGUUGAAAUAUUUAUUUUUUUCUUAUGGUUGUUUUAUAGACAAGGGUAUUCAUCAUUCAUUUGCCAAAACCAGUUAUCUACUGAACCUCCAAGAUGGAGAGGAAUGUGAUUUCUGGACAUGUGUAAAUCAACUGCGAAGCCUCAAUUCCAUAAACAGCCUAAAAUCUACCAAAAACAGUUUAACCAGUUUAAAGACCAAAAACUAUGAUGUGAAGACAUGCUUAUAAGAAAUAAGAACCUUUUAUAAGUAGGUCUGUUUUAUUUGUAAAUACAAUGGUCUUCAUAAGACCAACAUUUCCUUUCACCAUGUGAUACCUUCCAGGGCAGCUAACACCAUCUGGUCAAGGAGAAGGCAUUAUCAUUCAUUAGAAGUCGUUAUUAGCAACUGUAGUCAAUCUUCAAAUGUUCCUAAAAAUAUCUCUUACCCUCGCACACAAUUCAAGUUUUGAAAUACAAAACAGUUUAGCUUGGUUUAUUUUAGUGCAUGACAUUCAUAAAACAUUACAUGACCCCAACGGCUUUCUAAAUUCAGCAGAUCAGAUCAUAACAUGCUGUCCUCUAGCCAACAUAUGCUAAUUGUAAAUGCCACAGCAGCUCGGGAGGACCUGUUAAAAGCACAGCUUGUUUACAUCUCUGUCAACAGUCUAUUGUAGGAUGCCAACACAAAUAUAGUCAUGAGGCGGCCAUCAAUCGCAUUGACAGCUUUUCACCACGCGGUCUAUUUUCAGAUCAGGUGCAACAUGAUGAAUGAUCACAAGUUAUAUGCAACAUGGUCACAUCUAAUUCAGUUUCUACCAAUUAAUUUCAGAAAGUGGUGUCCAGAGAAGCCAAUGACACAAUGAUAUUAAUCACCACUAACAUUAUUUCACACAAAGCUCAGCGUUAUAAGCAUUUUCUAGUCUUUUGAACACUAAAUAUUGGGAUGUUUACUUUGUAGCAUCACAAAUCACAUGUUGUAAUAUCUGACAUGCAGGUGCUGAAAAACAGUAUUCAUACACAUUGUUUUUUGUUCACCUAUAUUGAAAAUAGUUUAAAAAUAUCCAAGUGAAAAAUUUAAUUAUAGGCAGUAUGUAUCUCUGCAGUGUGUUUCCACAGAUAACAUUGGAAUAACAAAGCACCCUUGAAACCUUGAAACCCUCUGCAUGUUUUUAUUACUAUGGUUGCUUUUGCCCCACACCACUCAGCUCACUGACAUCCUUCCAAUUUUGCUGUGUUUUGUUAUUGGUGAUAAUCCGCAGAAUGCUUACAGCCAAGCUUGCACGCAAUCUCACAUUUGCUUUCAAUUACACCAACCUAUGUUUUUUUAUGACAGCAAAUAAAGGUUGUACAGUUUGGAAGCAAAACAGACACAUAUCCAAACAUGGACCAGCUUACUGUAUCAGCCUACAGUUAAAUUCUUAAACUUUAAACAAACUGUGUAGCUAGGAAGAUAUAAAAAAAAGCUUCUACCUACUAAAGGGUCAAAGGUUACACUUUUUACAGAGCUAGACAAAUGUUUUUCUCUCUGCUUUGUGCUAAGAUUAGAUGUACACGAACAAUGGGUGCUUCUCAUUUAUCUCAAAUGUCUACACAUUUUUUCACUCACAUUGUAUUCUCAUAGCUUAGUUUAUUCCAUGUAUGAGAAAGGGAUGCAGGUAAAGAUGUGAGGGCAGUGCUUGACGGUAAAAUAUUUUAGUAUUUUUUCUACCCCUUCAUAAUAUCCAAAUUAUAAUGUCUCACAGAUACUAAUGUCUCUGUGUGGUUCUCCUUAAAUAAAAAGUUAUUGAACAAGCAUAUGCACAUUAACUAAAAACACGUAUUCUGCAUUGAUGUUGUAAACAAUUCUGAUUUCAUAGCUCAUGAACAAAUACAUGUAAUACCUGACGCAGGGAUUUUCAGCCUCAUAGAAAACCAUAUUUAAUCAAAUCGUUUUUGGGUGAGAUACAUAAGACUCCUCCUCUUCAUGACUUGUUACAGGCUUUUAAAAGCAUUUUUAUUCAGUGGUAUUACCGAUCAAAACAUUUAAUGGCAAAUCUGAUAUACUGAGAUCAGAAGUGAGAUAACACCUGAGUUGAAUCUGUUAUUUGCCCCAGUGAUCUACAGUAAGGGGCAGCAUCCUUGCUUUUCAAAACAGAAAAGGAUCCAUUUUAGCUCAACCGUGGACAGAGGAGUGAGGAGACAUGAAAUAAGGCAAAAGAGAAACACUCUAAAGAGAUUAGACAAUGACCAUAUUUCUGACAAUGACGGACUGUCCCUUGAAGAGCUAAAGUGUCCCUGACCAAGACAAAGGAGGUGUUUAAAAGAGAUUCUCUAAUUAUGUAUACUCAUGGAUUAUACUCAAUGAACCCUGGAAAUAAAACAGUUUAUAUUGACUGUGCUUUGCAUACAGUAUCUGAUUGUCUGAUUCAGAAUAUCAGGAGCAACAUCAUUUCUGAGGCCUUCAUUCAAAACAUGUCAAAAUGCUCUGUAACUAAAUGUCUGUUAGAUGCUAUGCAUCAUGUUGCCUUGAUGUACAUAAGAGUAUUUAUUGUUUAAAUUAUUUUAUUUAUUCUUUACUUGCAUUAAAGCUGUUCUGAAGAUGUUAUUAUUAUUCAUGAAGUAGCCAUGCGUAUUUGUGUUUUCAAUUUAGCAUUUUUUCAAACAAUUGCAUAUAAAGUCAGGAAGGGAUAGCACUCCGAGUCCCAAGGUCCAUCAAAAACGUAAGAAGACAGGAUAGUGCCAUUAGUAUAAUAUUUGACUUAUACCAUGUGAAAUUACAAUAAUUUAAUAAAUGUAAAGAGUUUACUCUCCAGCACUCAACUGGCUAAUCCGAAAGUAAAAAUGUAAAUGUUAAGCAGGUAAAAUAGGAACUGUUAGACAAAGUAUAAUAUGCAUGAGAUAAUAGAAUGACUAAACCAAAACAUCAAUCCUUGUUUCUAUUCUAUUAGAUAUUAUAAUUAUUAAAUAGAAAAUAAGGAAAAUAAAUUACUAAUUUCUCAAUUUUUAAUUGAGGCAACGUUUCAGGAGCUAAGAAAAGCAACCCUGUUUUUUGACAAAGCAUUUAAUAAAUAAUUUCUAAACUGUUGAUUUAUCUUAGGAGUUAGACUUCAGUUUGUUUGGAAUAUUAAAAAUGACUACAUUUGUAGAUGCAUAUCACUGGACAGUGACCAAAUUAACUGAACACACUGAAUAAAAGAUACAUAAUAGAGCAUUAAUAUCAAUUGAAUUAAAUAAAUUACUGUCUCAAAUUAUUUUGUUGGCACACUCAAUACUCAAAAAUGCAAAUACAAAAAUGAAAGCCUGUAAUAUAAAGAGUUCUAUCCAGUUUACUGAAGUAAUUGAUUUUCCUACAUUAAAAUAUCAUAAAAUUACCCUACACUAAAUCCAUAACAGAAAUGUAGGCCUCAAACAUGCUAAUGAUGCCUUAUAAUCCCUGAUGAGGAAGGCUUCACCAGCAUGGAAUAACUUUAUGUGUGGACUUGUUUCUGUUAACUAGGGCUACACUUAUUUGACACUACCACUCUAACUUGCAGUAUGUCCUGACACACUGAGCAACAGUUAUUUUUCGGGGGCAUGUUAGGUCCUCACCCAACAGAUUGCAGUUCAAAAGAAAUGUGAGAAAUAUAACAAAUGGGAAUAGUCUUUAUAUAUGUCGUGGUCAUGUAUUAUCUUGAAUAUAUUCAGAAUGUUUGAAAAUGUAUUGUAUAUAGCCUUCUGAACACUAUUUUUGUACAUUAUAAAU